UGUAUUUCUUAUUUUCUCGUAAUUAAAUUCAUUUUCACCAAUUAUCAAAAGCUUCCAGAGUUGCAUCAUCAUUCUCUGUUGACUGAUUUUCCUGGAAUAUAAGGAAGAAACGGGUUCAGGAAAGGCAGUUGCGUAAAUUGUUAUCGACUGGUUAACCUCGAACAACCCUCGGGCAUAACGGAAUCCCUUUUGAUUCGGAAUUUGUUUGAAACAAAAUCUAGGGUAUAUUACUAUUUUGUAUCAUCUCUUCAUUUUUAAAUAAUUUACCUGAUUUGCUUGUCUUCUAAUUAUUAACGUUUGAGCAGUUAGAAAUUGAAAAAUAAUUAUUAAUAAAAUAAAGGCUAGUUUGAAUUGCAUUUUACUUGAUUUGGGUUAAAAUUAAUUAUUUGAGGAGUUUUCUGCGCUUUUUAUUUAAACCGUUUUACCCUCUAAUAAAAUUUUUUUUUAAAUUUAGUCUGCAUAUAAUAAAGGAAGUAAAUUUUUCUAUGAGAGAAAUUUUACUUAAAAAUUCAUUUUUAAUCAUUGAAUUUUGAUUUUUUGUAAAAGGAACUAGUAUAUAUGCUAUAAAAUUUUUAAAUAUUUGGGCAGCUGCUUAAGAUCCUUUUAAGUUUAAUAAAACUUAAAUUUCAGACGAGGAAGUUGAAAAUAAGAAAAGUCAAAGGAAGUUUAAUUUCAAAUGGUAGCGGAACAAGAAUCUGCACAAAAUACAACUUGUUCAUCUCCAAUUCCCAGCUUAAAAUAUUCAAUUAAUGAUUUAUUGUUCAAUCUUUCCGACUGCUCUGAAGAACGAAAAUUGAAUGGAGUAUGUAAAAAAAUUAUAAAAAUAUUUUUUAAAUUGUAGUUCAAAUCAAAAUUAUUAAAACAAUGGGAAUUGUCUGCGAAUAAAGGAACUCUUAAUUAUCAUGUUGGAAAUUGUAAAUUUCGAAAGUUGGGUGGCCAAUAUAAAAUAUGUUUAC
Messenger RNA from Meloidogyne enterolobii, 956 nucleotides. Lineage: Eukaryota; Metazoa; Nematoda; Chromadorea; Rhabditida; Meloidogynidae. The record is from the annotation of a GenBank genome assembly.